Chrysemys picta bellii (western painted turtle) is the source of this 2922-nucleotide messenger RNA. It is a transcript of the gene KIFAP3, whose product is annotated as kinesin associated protein 3. Gene Ontology annotation, molecular function: kinesin binding. The record is from RefSeq and is a predicted model, not a curated record. Gene Ontology annotation, biological process: cilium organization; microtubule-based movement. Gene Ontology annotation, cellular component: kinesin II complex; axoneme; ciliary transition zone. Lineage: Eukaryota; Metazoa; Chordata; Testudines; Emydidae.
GGUCUCACUGCGCCUGCGCGCUAGUGAGAGCUGCACGGGCCGGGUGCUGUGUGCGGGCGGGGCUGGCGCUGCUCUCACCCUGGUAACAGCGGCCGCUGCAGAGCCGCCCUCGGCCCGGCACCCCCGCGGCACCAUGCAGGGGGAGGACGCCAGAUACCUCAAGAGGAAGGUAAAAGGAGGUAACAUAGAUGUACACCCUUCCGAAAAGGCCCUUAUUGUUCAUUAUGAAGUGGAAGCCACCAUUCUUGGAGAAAUGGGGGACCCCAUGUUGGGGGAGCGAAAGGAGUGUCAAAAAAUCAUUCGGCUGAAGAGUCUUAAUGCAAACACAGACGUUGCUUCCCUGGCUCGAAAGGUGGUGGAAGAAUGCAAGCUCAUUCACCCCUCCAAGCUAGCGGAAGUGGAGCAGCUGCUGUACUAUCUGCAGAACCGCAGAGAUGCCUCUUCCGGGAAAGAAAAGAAAGAGAAAUCUAAUAAACCCAAAGAUCCACCACCUUUUGAAGGAAUGGAGAUUGAUGAAGUAGCCAAUAUCAAUGACAUGGAUGAGUACAUUGAGUUACUGUAUGAGGAUAUUCCUGAUAAGGUGCGUGGCUCUGCCCUUAUCUUACAACUCGCCAGGAACCCUGAUAAUUUGGAAGAAUUGCUGCUCAAUGAAACUGCCCUGGGUGCAUUAGCCAGAGUGCUGAGAGAAGACUGGAAACAAAGUGUGGAACUUGCUACUAAUAUUAUUUAUAUUUUCUUUUGCUUUUCAAGUUUUUCCCAGUUUCAUGGACUAAUCACACACUACAAAAUUGGAGCUCUGUGUAUGAACAUCAUAGAUCAUGAGCUGAAAAGACAUGAGCUCUGGCAGGAGGAACUCACCAAGAAGAAGAAAGCUGUUGAUGAAGAUCCUGAGAAUCAAACCCUGAAAAAGGAUUAUGAGAAAACCUAUAAAAAGUACCAGGGGCUGGUUGUCAAGCAGGAACAGCUGCUGCGAGUUGCUCUUUAUCUGCUGCUGAACCUCGCUGAGGACACACGCACAGAGCUGAAGAUGAGGAACAAGAACAUUGUCCACAUGCUAGUGAAAGCACUGGACCGAGAGAACUUUGAGCUGCUUAUUCUGGUGGUGUCUUUCCUGAAGAAACUUAGCAUUUUUAUGGAGAACAAAAAUGACAUGGUUGAAAUGGAUAUUGUGGAAAAACUGGUGAAAAUGGUACCAUGUGAGCAUGAAGACCUGCUGAAUAUCACCCUUCGACUUCUACUGAACCUCUCCUUUGACACGGGCCUGAGAAACAAGAUGGUCCAAGUUGGGCUGCUUCCCAAACUUACUGCACUUCUAGCAAAUGAAAGCUACAGACAGGUAGCAAUGUGUGUUCUGUAUCACAUAAGCAUGGACGACCGCUUUAAAUCGAUGUUUGCGUACACAGACUGUAUACCACAGUUAAUGAAGAUGCUCUUUGAGUGCCCUGAUGAACGCAUUGACCUGGAGCUCAUUUCCUUCUGCAUUAACCUUGCUGCUAACAAGAGAAAUGUGCAGCUUAUCUGUGAAGGAAACGGAUUGAAGCUGUUAAUGAAGAGAGCUCUGAAGUUCAAGGAUCCAUUGUUGAUGAAGAUGAUCAGGAACAUUUCACAACAUGAUGAGCCAACUAAAAACCUGUUUAUUGAUUAUGUUGGUGAUUUAGCAGCUCAAAUCUCUAAUGAUGAAGAGGAAGAAUUUGUGAUAGAAUGCCUUGGAACACUGGCUAAUCUGACCUUACCUGACCUGGACUGGGAGCUUGUGCUGAAAGAGUACAAACUGGUUCCAUACCUCAAGGAUAAACUAAAACCAGGUUCUGCUGAAGAUGACCUUGUCUUGGAAGUGGUGAUCAUGAUUGGAACUGUAUCUAUGGACGACUCCUGUGCUGCUAUGCUGGCCAAAUCUGGAAUUAUUCCAGCACUCAUUGAACUUCUAAAUGCUCAGCAGGAAGAUGAUGAGUUUGUCUGCCAAAUCAUCUAUGUCUUUUACCAGAUGGUCUUCCAUCAAGCCACCAGAGACGUCAUCAUCAAGGAGACCCAGGCUCCAGCAUAUCUUAUAGACCUGAUGCAUGACAAAAAUGCUGAGAUCCGCAAAGUCUGUGAUAACACACUGGAUAUUAUAGCGGAAUAUGAUGAGGAAUGGGCUAAGAAGAUCCAGAGUGAGAAAUUCCGAUGGCACAACUCUCAGUGGCUGGAGAUGGUAGAGUCUCGACAGAUGGACGAGAGUGAGCAGUACCUGUAUGGGGAUGACUGCAUUGAGCCCUACAUCCAUGAAGGGGAUAUUCUAGAAAGACCUGACCUUUAUUACAAUUCAGAUGGCAUGAUAGCCCCUGAUGGAGCAGUGAGUCCAGAUUUCUUCAGUGAUUAUCAUCUCCAAAAUGGAGACUUAGUCGGGCAACAUCCCUUCUCCAGCAGGCACCAUGGACCCAGGACAGGCACAUUAUUUUUGUACAUUAUGAAUCAAGCAUUGGAGUGGAUGGAUUUGGUCAGCCAGCUGGUAUUCCUGGCCGUCCUGCGACUGCGUAUGGAUACCGUCCCGAUGAAUCUUUCUACUAUGGCUAUGGUACCCGAUAGAGCAGCCCUCUGUGUACGUUAGGGUGCCGUCUUCCUGCUCCAUUAGAAACCAGUUGUAUGUAGCUGACUUUAGAGCACUCCCUGGUAAUGCAUGGUUAUACUGGAAUGGGUCUCCGUGAUAUGUAUCCUUUGGUAUGUGUUAGCUCUAGAUAAACCUAACCCUUUCUGGUUCUAGCGUUUCAAACACAGACUGUGUUCACCCCUCAUUUUCUCUCUUUAUUAUAAUUUUUGUAUAGUGUUUGCCAUGUGAUUUGAAAGCAAAUAUUGAAAAGCUACUAGACUGGAAAGUAAACAUUACAUUAUGUAUAUUAAGCAAGUAAUUUAAUUUCUAUUAAAAAGAAAAACCAUUCAAUCAGU